UGCAAAGAGGACCCAACACAAGACUAGCUAGUGGUGUUUUCCUUUCAUCGUCUUCCUCUUGAAGGUAUUGAGGUUGUUUGUUAUGUGUUUGCCAGAGGGAGAGAGAGAGAGAGAGAGAGCCAUGGCACUGGAAGCAGUGGUGUUUCCACAAUCACAAGACCCAUUUGGUGGUUACGGAUCAGUGAAGGACUUCUACAACUGCACUUUCUUGGCUGCUACUUCACCUAACUGGGGGGACUAUGAACACAUCAACAUCAACAUCCACAAAGAAGAAGAACAAGGUUCCAUCUCUACUUUUCUCGAUAAUAGUAACAACCAACCAGACAAUUACCCUUAUGGAGGAGAUUGGACCAGCUCCUCAUCCUCUAUCUUACCCCACUUGAAUGAUCUUCAAGAACCCACAGACCCCAGUAACGCCACUCACAGCUUGGAUACCUUAACCACUCGUCCCAAGAGGCGCAGAGCCAAAAGCAGAAAGAACAAGGAAGAAAUUGAGAACCAAAGAAUGACUCACAUUGCUGUCGAGCGCAAUAGAAGAAAGCAGAUGAAUGAGUAUCUUUCUGUUCUUCGCUCUCUCAUGCCGGACUCUUAUAUCCAAAGGGGUGAUCAAGCUUCUAUAAUUGGAGGUGCUAUUAACUUUGUGAAGGAGCUUGAACAGAGGCUGCAUUUUCUUGGUGCUCAGAAAGAAGGAGAGGGGAAAUCUGAUGCUGGUGGUGCAACGAACAUGCCCUUUUCUGAGUUCUUCGCCUUUCCGCAGUAUUCAACAAGUGGUGGUGGUGGUGGUGGCUCUGAUAAUUCUGCAACCGUAGGUGAAGACGUGGGUGAAGUUAAGUCUGGCAUUGCUGACAUAGAAGUGACAAUGGUGGAAAGCCAUGCAAAUCUCAAAAUAAGAUCCAAGAAGCGCCCGAAGCAACUCUUGAAGCUGGUCUCUGGUUUGCAUACUAUGCGCCUCACAAUCUUGCACCUAAAUGUUACCACCACCGGUGAAAUUGUACUCUACUCUCUAAGUGUUAAGGUAGAAGAUGAUUGCAAGUUGGGAUCCGUUGAUGAUAUUGCUGAAGCUGUGUACCAGACGCUGGAUAGGAUUCAGCAAGAGGCAGUGUUGAAUUAAGAUGAGACGAUGAGCACCAAAUUUGGCUUGCUCCACUUGGUUUUUAACCUUACUUCAUGGUGGAUCAUUAUCUCUUGCUAUUUUUCUCUUUCAAGAUGUACCUAAUUAUUGCAACUUCUAUUCACUUCACCCUUUUUUAAUCUACUGAUGGUGCCCUGAUGUGGACUCCUUGGAGGAAGUUUUUUGGUUUAUUCCUUCUUGUGUAUGUCUUUGUAGCUCACGAACUUACUUUUGAUCUCUCUCUUUCUCUUUCUUCUCUUUUUCUCUGAGGUAGGGGUGGAGGAGGCUCUGUGGUAUAUUGUUCUUGAGACAUAUUCUAGUGCUUGGUCAAUUUUGCCCACUUUGCUUUGAAAUUGGUGGGUCUUGUCUACCUCAACUAUAAGCCAAAGCCUAAUUGUCAAGCUGAAAUUGGGAGCAUCUCAAAAUAAAAUUGAAUGAAAAUGAGAGCCAAAGAUUUUUGGCAAUUGUCACAUAUAAUCAAUACUCCAUUUUUCUUUCUUUUAUUUGGCUGUCAUAAUUCAAUAAAUCUGUUCUAAAUUACUCAUCAAUUCCCUGUAAAUGUCAUCAGAGGCUUAAACUCCAUCACUUUAAACUGAUUCUAUGUUUAUCAUCAGAACUAACAUGCACUUGAAUUGAAGGUUAUUUUUUGUGUAAAAAUGGAUUAAAGGGAGAUAGUAACGAGAGUUUGCAUUAUUUUCUGUUCCGAAUUUGUAGCAAAAGGUUGUAACUGUCGAAGGAGACCCACCUACACCGUAGUCUGUACCAAGUAAGUACUAAGUAGAGUUGCAUUGCAGGGGAAGGCUGCGGAGCACAGCUUGAAAAGGGCUUACCUUUCUCUGUGCAUUGUGUUGCACGCAGAACAAUAAAUAAAGGGUCCAUCUUUUAUGACCAUUAUCAUCAUCAAGAUGGGAAUACUGAAUCCAUGAUGCAUGUGUCUGAGAGUACGUGUAUGUAUUCUAUCACGGAUUCUUAGUUCCCAUUCUGUGUAUAAUUAUAUGAUAACUUAGAAAAAAAUGCAAAUGAUUAG
This is a messenger RNA of Vigna umbellata (rice bean), 2138 nucleotides long. RefSeq names its product transcription factor bHLH94-like. NCBI's taxonomy places the organism in Eukaryota, Viridiplantae, Streptophyta, Magnoliopsida, Fabales, Fabaceae. Gene Ontology annotation, molecular function: DNA-binding transcription factor activity, RNA polymerase II-specific; RNA polymerase II cis-regulatory region sequence-specific DNA binding; protein dimerization activity. The record is from RefSeq and is a predicted model, not a curated record. Gene Ontology annotation, biological process: regulation of transcription by RNA polymerase II.